AGGAAGAGGAUCAGCAGACGCCAGAUACAAGCUUAUUGGCCGGGAUAAGGAUGACGUGGCAGCACAGCACAACCAACCACAGAAGCAGUGAAGUGGAUGAACAGAGUGGGAGUAUAGAUAUUAGUCCUGGUGCAGCAGUAACAUGUGACUCGCCCAAACCUCCACGUUGAUGUCAAGAAAAGGAAAAACCCGACUUACUUCCUUGUUACCGGCUCACAACUCCGAGAAGAAGCGUCCUGUCGACACACUUCAUCAGCAGAGAGACACAGAGACACUUUUCACAUGGACAUGUCAGCAGAAAGACGCUUCUCACCGCUCCUCUGAGGGUUUUAAGGUGGAAGGUGAGCGAGUUGAAGCUGAAGAGAUGAAUACUGAUGUUGCUCUCUUCACAUCUGUACACCCGUGGAGUAAAACCAGCACCCGUCUGAACCUCCCAGACUCUGACACUUCUGCAUGGAUCUUCCCUUCCCUCCUCCCGGCUCCAAACUCCGCCCGUCCCUCCUGUGAGAGAAUGUACCCCGGCGAACCCGACCCUUUCCCGGGACCCCAGCACCUGCCGGAGGCCCAGCUGGACCUCUUCCACAAGCUCGGGUACUCCACGGCUCAGGUUCAGGCCGUACAGCAGAUGUUCGGCCCCAACAUGGACACAGAUAAACUUCUGGGGGAGCUGGUGAGGAUCGGGGCCAGCCGGGACCCUGGCCGAGGGGCCGAGCAGGGGCCGGUGACCACCAUGUCGGUGCUGGUGCCCAGAGAGGACCCCCAGGCUGCGGGCCCCACCAUGCUGCUGCCUCUUACUGCAUCGUCUCCUCCGAGCAGAGAGGAGAGCGGUGAGGAUGAAGACACUCUGAGACCCAUUGUUAUAGAUGGGAGCAACGUGGCCAUGAGCCACGGGAACAAGGAAGUUUUCUCUUGUAUGGGAAUCCAGCUGGCUGUGAACUUCUUCAUGGACAGAGGCCACACUGAAAUCACCGUGUUUGUUCCCUCGUGGAGGAAGGAGCAGCCUCGGCCAGAUGUUCCCAUCACAGAUCAGCACAUUCUGCGAGACCUGGAGAGGAGGAAGAUCCUGGUGUUCACGCCGUCGAGACGUGUCGCAGGCAAACGGGUAGUCUGUAACGACGACUGCUUCAUCGUCAAGCUGGGCUACGAGUCCGACGGCAUCAUCGUGUCCAACGACAUGUACCGGGACCUUCAGGGAGAGAAGCCGGAGUGGAAACGCUUCAUCGAGAAGAGGCUGCUCAUGUACUCCUUCGUUAUUGACAAGUUUAUGCCUCCUGAUGAUCCUCUGGGCCGCGAUGGACCGACACUGGAGAACUUCCUGCGGAGGUUUCCAAAGACUCAGAAGAAACUGCCAUGCCCUUAUGGAAAGAAAUGUACUUUUGGAAUCAAAUGUAAAUACCACCACCCUGAGCGAGCCAAACAGUCCAACCGCUCGCUUGCAGAUGAGCUUCGUGAGAACGCCAAGCACCCGUCCACCGCUCAGAAACAAUCCUCGGCUCGCUCGAGUCCCGUGCCUGGACAGAGCCUCUCGCUGGUGGAGGAUAUGGCGAAGAAACUGACUCUGGGACACGAGAGUGGCUCCUUAAAGAAAGAUCAUAAACAUGAACAGUUGAAGGCGAGUCACCGCUCCAGCAAGAGGGCCACAUCUAGAAAGGAGAAGACCGGCCAGCAGUCGUCUUCAGAUCACGGCUCGGUGCGGCAGAGUCAGGAGCAGCUGGACUCUGGUUUAGGCUCCAUAGACAGUCAGCCAAUGGAAGCUCCUUGGAGUGAUCACCAGUACGGGGCGACGUACGGGAGCUCUCAGCACACCCACAAUGUGAGACAACAGUACUGCCCUCCGUGCAGCUGCUGCUCACAUGGCGCUUCCUCUAGGGCGUCCACGCCAGCUUUCCAGCACCACAACCAGCAGUACAGCCUCGGGCCCGUCAGCAGCCACAACUCUGAUAUGAUGCCUUACCCGCCUCAUUACGCCAGCUACGGUGUAUACCCAGCCAGCAUGCCUACGUACAGUCAGCCGACAGAUUUCCAGCACGGCAGAGUCCACGGCCGUCAGCAGCUCUGGUCCGAUCCUUUGGGGGGUUAUUCUCCGAGGGUCCGCAGCCUGCCGGGGGAACGCUCGCACUGGGAGCCUCCUCGGGGGACGAGUCCCGGCGGAGAGGAGAGAGAGGUCGUCCGGAAGAAGCUCCUCGCUAUCUUCAGCGUCCACUUGGUGGACGCCGCCAUGGACAUGUUUCCUCAGCUGAUGGAUCCACAGAUGCUGGUUGCUGAGAUCCUCAAGCUGCAGAGUCAGCUGAGAUGAGAUGAAGUCCAGCGACCGUCUGAAACCACGUCUUUCAGUGGAAAGACUGAAACAUGAGUUUGUGUGUUUAUGUAUUGUGGUAUCCACCUUGCUGUAUUUGAAUGCCUGUGUUACGUUGUAAGUUGCCUCAGUGAACUGGGUCAAAUGAGAGGCACUAUGUAGUUGAUACAAAUUGUAUCUUUAUUUAAAAAUGUCAAAGGAAAAAGUGGAUUUUAAAGCCACUAUAUGGGAUUUAAUAAAGUAACAUCCUGUUACUAUUAAGGUGUAACUCAGAAUCCACAUUACUGUUCUGCCAUAACAUCUACUUUUAUUAUGCUUAAUGUGUUUUUGUGUCAUAUUGGCACCGUGCACGUUUAUGCUUUCUCUGCCAACUAAUCAAACCUUCAGUAAAAGUGUCAAAUAAUGUUGAGUUAUUGUGAUGCACAAUUAUUAGGGGCAAUAUUUAACCUUAAAUAAUAAUGAAUAAACUGGUUUUAUUCAUUCUUUAUAUUCCCAGUUGUUUAUUUUGUGUUACUUUGUACAAGUUGCCCCACAACAGCACUCGCUUGCUGUAAAUGUGUAUUACUGUUCAUAGAAUGCUAGAUGCAGUUUUUCUGUGACAUAAAUUGUGAUGUUUUGUAACAGUAAAGCUUUUUUUGGGAUCAGACCAGAGAUGAAACCACGACUGUCAGUAGAGCUCUAGGGGGCAGUUUAACAAAAAUGUCAAUGUUUAAUUUAUAGGUACAUAUAUUUUAUACUAUUUA
Molecule: messenger RNA, 3039 nt
Organism: Sebastes umbrosus (honeycomb rockfish)
Lineage: Eukaryota; Metazoa; Chordata; Actinopteri; Perciformes; Sebastidae
Exons: 7
Coding region: 170-2296 (708 amino acids)
Biological process (GO): nuclear-transcribed mRNA catabolic process, RNase MRP-dependent; 3'-UTR-mediated mRNA destabilization
Cellular component (GO): nucleus; cytoplasmic ribonucleoprotein granule
Molecular function (GO): mRNA binding; metal ion binding; RNA endonuclease activity
Source: RefSeq, a predicted model, not a curated record